AAGGUGGAACAUUAUAAUAUUGUUCAAAUAAUACCACAACUGGACAAGAAACUAUGACUGAAGACUAUAUGGAAUUCUAUUGGUCUUCUCAUGUAUGCAUUUAGCCCAGUGAUCAAAGUUCAGCAUGAAGCUCUGCAUUUUAUUUCAAGGAAUCCCUUCAAUCAAUAGAGUCCUUCACAUUUGAUCAUGGAAGAGCCAGAGCUCCCUGUGCUACUGGUCAAUGAAGUGGGUGGAGUCCUUGGUGUCUUGGAAGCUCAUGUGCCAUUUCUGAAGAAACACUUUCACCUUAUCACCAUGAAGGAAUUUCUUGAAAGCAAAGAGUAUUUUAGUGGAAAGGUCAAAGCUAUUUAUGUGUGGUGGCACAAACCAGUCAUUGACAGAGAGCUGUUGAAGAGCUUGCCUAACUUAAAAGUGAUUGCAAAUUCAGGAGUAGGGAUGGAUCACUUGGAUCUGAAAUUGAUCUCUGGAUUUGGAGUGAGAAUGGCCAAUGCUCCCCAAGCUGUUGCAAACUCCACUGCAGAUACUGGCAUGGCUCUACUGUUGACGGCUGCUAGAAGACUAGUUGAAGGUUGCCAAAUUGCUGUUUCUCCAGACACUGAAUGUUUGCCUAUGAACUGGCUAGGAGACGAAGUCACUGGGGCUACUUUGGGUAUCAUUGGAAUGGGUAACGUUGGAUACAAAGUUGCUCAGAGGGGCAGAGCUUUUGAAAUGAAAAUUCUCUAUCAUAACAGGAACAGAAGGAAAGAAGAUGACGAAUUGGCUGUGAGUGCCUGCUACUGUAGGAAGUUAGAAGACUUGCUCCAGCAGUCUGACUUUGUGAUGCUGGUUGUAAAUCUGACACCACAGACAUACAAAUUGAUUGGAAAAAAGGAAUUAGAGUUGAUGAAACCUACAGCUACUCUUAUAAAUAUAUCUAGAGGACCUGUUAUAGAUCAAGAUAUGCUUGUAGAAGCUCUCCAGAAUGGUGUUAUUAAAGGUGCAGCUAUGGAUGUCACUUAUCCUGAACCAUUACCCAGAGAACAUCCAUUAUUAAAAUUGAAGAAUGUCCUCAUAACUCCUCAUCUUGGUGCUAGAACACACAAAACCUGCCACAAGAUAACAGAGGAAGCUGUAGGAAAUAUACUGGCUGGUCUUAGUGGUCUCCCGAUGCCCAGUGAAGUGUUUCCUGAUGAAAUUUGCUGAAGAGCAUCACACAUAACAAUAUGAAAUAAUUAUUUCAAUUAUUUCCAGUGGAAUGAAGAUAUUGUAUAGAUUCAGCCUAAAUUUCAUGCAUUUACAACCUGUCUUAGAUCUGGAUUGAAGAUACAAAAGAAGCCCACAAUACUUUCCAUAUAUUACUACUUCCAGUAUGUUCUUUGCUACAGUUUCACAUAAUGUUCAGAUAAAGCUUGCUAAUUACUGUUCAGUCUGAAACGUUUUACUUCUGAAUAGUUGCUUUGCCUCAAGAUUUGCAAAUUACUGACUUAAUAAUAAUUUGUGGCCAAACUGAGCCUUGAUACCAGGUAUGAUCAACACAAAAUGGGUUUCCUCCCUACCCAUGUAUAAUGGGUUUCCCCAUUACCCAUUCUCAAGGUCUGCCUGACUGCUAUUACUAAUAUGAUUAUGUAUAUACUGCUUUUCAACAAAAGUGCUCAAAGAGGUUUUCACAAACAAACAAACAAUAAAUAAAGAGAUGAUUUCCUGUCUCCAAAGAGCUCAGGAAAUACAGGAGGACCUCAUUAAUCAUGGAUCCAGCACUCACAGUUUCACGUAUCCGCAGUCAGGUAAUUAACACCCGACCUCGUCAUACGCAUGGGGGAGGGGGAGUUAAAACUGUCUAUCCAUGAGUCAGGGGUGGCUGGAAAUAACCUUUGACAUUAUUUUCAGUUGCCAUUUGGAGCACCAGAGCCUUUUGUGGCUCGUUUGCUGAAAAAAUGGGGGAAAAACUGCUAUUCUCUCAGAGAGGAGAGCUGGUCUUGUGGUAGCAGGCAUGACUUGUCUCCAUAGCUAAGCAGGGUCUGCCCUGGUUGCAUAUGAAUGGGAGACUUGAUGUGUGAGCACUGCAAGAUAUUCCCCUCAGGGGAUAAAGCCGCUCUGGGAAGAGCAGGAGGUUUCAAGUUCCCUCUCUGGCUUCUCCAAGAUAGGGCUGAGAGAGAUUCCUGCCUGCAACCUUGGAGAAGCUGCUGCCAGUCUGUGAAGACAAUACUGAGCUAGAUAGACCAAUGGUCUGACUCAGUAUAUGGCAGCUUCCUAUGUUCCUAUGUUCUUUAUUUAGCAGGGGGAGAGUAACUGGCCCUAUCCACUCCCAGUACAGUACUUCCAGUGACUGUUGCUGGUGUCUAUCUUAUGUUUCUUUUAGAUUGUGAGCCCUUCGGGGACAAGGAUCCAUCUUAUCUAUCUAUCUAUCUAUCUAUCUAUCUAUCUAUCUAUGUAAACCGCCCUGGGCUAUUUUUGGAAGGGCGGUCUAGAAAUCGAAUUAUUAUUAUUAUUACUCCAGUAUCCAUGGAUUUUCUAUCUGGCCCCCCCCAGAACAGAACCCCCAUGAAUAAUGGGGUUCUCCUGUCUAAGAUAGACACCAGCAACUACCACUGGAAGGAUGCUGUGCUGGGCUUGAUUAGGAACAAUUGGUCUCCACUGUUAAAUAGAAGAGAACCACCACUUUUUAAAAGUGCCUCUGCUUUGGUUAGGUGGGGACUGCCACUUCAAAGUUACUUACAUUUAUUUUUCACUUUUUGAAAGAAUUACUUCCAUAGUUUUUGAAAGCCACGAAAAAGUAUUUAAAUGCUUGACCGCAAUUCUAACAUGACUUUAUAUAUGUAUUCAUUAUAAAAAAUAAAGGGUGCCUCAA
This is a messenger RNA of Hemicordylus capensis (graceful crag lizard), 2827 nucleotides long. RefSeq names its product glyoxylate/hydroxypyruvate reductase B-like. Gene Ontology annotation, molecular function: hydroxypyruvate reductase [NAD(P)H] activity; glyoxylate reductase (NADPH) activity; NAD binding. NCBI's taxonomy places the organism in Eukaryota, Metazoa, Chordata, Lepidosauria, Squamata, Cordylidae. Gene Ontology annotation, cellular component: cytosol. Bases 187 to 1182 code for a protein of 331 amino acids. The record is from RefSeq and is a predicted model, not a curated record. The transcript is spliced from 7 exons.